AGACCAGUGGCACUCAGAUCAAUUUGCGGAACCUGUCAUUACCGGACGCUGCUGGCCUCGAGAAUGCUCAAAUGGCUGUUGAUCCUUCAGGAACUCAAACCAUCUAUAUGGUUGGCACGCCUCCUGGCAGCUCUGACCCAGUGGCUCGAAUAGCAUCUAUAAGCGAGCUACAAGAAGUACCUUUGAACAUCGACGGUAAUAACGACACUGGAGACAAUACGACGGAUGGCGCUGUCACCAACAGCGACCGUUCCUCGAAUAACACAGAAACGGCGCAAAUCCCGUUCAACGGAAUUCGAAUCGAUUGGUGAAAAAAGCCUGGCGUCGACUGCAGCAGCAUGGCCGUUCAUUGGCACGACCAGCGGAUCGUCAUCGAUCAAGCAGUACGGAGAUAUCCGAAACGUGGCUCAGAUACGACAGAUGGAUGUUUCAUCCGCCGAGCUCGAAGCAUUGGAACCAACAUCGCCACUUGCAGAUGGUGCCGUUGUUCUUGGCGGACUGUACCAAUUCACCCGCGACCCUCCCAUGUUCCUUGACGAGGAACAAAGCAGAGUUCCGAAAUAUGCUAUGCGCAGUAUCGUACACACUCCAGCUGGUAAUAGCAAAAACUACACGCUACACUAUUUUGUUAAGCAGGCCAAAAGUGCAUUUAUUCGAAAUGUUACAACGACAUGCGCCAUUGGCUCCGCUUCAAAUCGCGUUAUCCAGCACCGCGAUGCGAUAGCCAUGGAUCACAGCACUCGCCGCAGCGGACACCAAUAUCUCUGGAUUACAGAACCAUGUGUCCCACAGCAAUCCCUCCACUAUGUCCUUAGUGGCAGCGACAAGAGCAUUGAUGUCAGCGAUUACCCGUUCAAAGCCUGGUCUACCUACGCCAUGCUCGAUGCACUCAAGGACGUUCAUGCUGCAAACUAUGUUCAUCUUGGGUUGACCUCAUGGAGUUUCUACUAUGCAGAUCCCGAAGCGAUCUCUGAUUGGCAAAUAACCGGCUUUGACCAGACACAUUGUGCUGGCGAACGAAUCGCUGAGGCACGAUUAAAUCAAUGGAGCGCACCCGAGCUUUUCGCUACGGCAUCGAGUGAUAAUCGUCGCUGUUUCCGGCAAACAGCACAGCCAGCGUCCGAUAUUUGGUCUUUGGGAUGCAUCAUCUAUACUCUAGCAACAGGUCGGAGCCUUACCAUAGAUCACAAUCAGACUGCUCAGCUAAGCCGACGCGACCGUGACCAGCUUUUUAUUCAUGUAACAAGUGCUUGUAACGAAGCGGGUGCAGUGAACGAGAGCUAUCGCACAUUGCUCGAAGGCAUGCUACAACCAGAUCCAGCUAGACGAAGCACAGCUGCUAACUUGGCAGCUUAUUGGAAGGAGGCCAACGGUCUUUACGAUGAUGAUGAAGAGGAGAAUAACGAGGCCGAAGAAAGUGUGGUUACACCUUAAAAACCUACAAUCCAACCUUGUCCUACUUUAUACAUUAUAUACUUUUUUUUCUGUUAUUUUAUUAUACUUGUACUGAUACAUAACUCAUUCUACUUUUCCCCUUCUCACCACCACCUUUUUUUAUAUACAUUCCCUAUUACUGUUGAUGCUAUUAUUAUCUAAUAAUAAUGUCCGUAUGUACAUUUUAAAAAUAUGAACGCCUAAUCCCGGCCGGAAAUGUGAGUGCUGUAGAAGUGCUCGGUUUGUAAAAUAAAUUUAU
Messenger RNA from Zychaea mexicana, 1693 nucleotides. Its product is annotated as kinase-like domain-containing protein. Gene Ontology annotation, biological process: protein phosphorylation. NCBI's taxonomy places the organism in Eukaryota, Fungi, Mucoromycota, Mucoromycetes, Mucorales, Lichtheimiaceae. Gene Ontology annotation, molecular function: ATP binding; protein kinase activity. The record is from RefSeq and is a predicted model, not a curated record. The coding region runs from base 226 to 1434 and encodes 402 amino acids. The transcript is spliced from 2 exons.